Carya illinoinensis is the source of this 1071-nucleotide messenger RNA. RefSeq names its product ATP-dependent DNA helicase PIF1-like. Lineage: Eukaryota; Viridiplantae; Streptophyta; Magnoliopsida; Fagales; Juglandaceae. Gene Ontology annotation, biological process: DNA repair; telomere maintenance. The record is from RefSeq and is a predicted model, not a curated record. Bases 1 to 1071 code for a protein of 356 amino acids. The transcript has a single exon. Gene Ontology annotation, molecular function: DNA helicase activity.
AUGACAAGAAAACAACACAUAGAAGCAUUGGAUAAGAUGGUACGAGACAUCAAUGAUUCAGAUGUAACAUUCGGUGCAAAGGUUGUUGUUUUCGGUGGAGAUUUUCGACAGGUUUUACCUGUGGUUCGUAAAGGAACAAGACAACAACAGGUUAAUUCCAGUUUGGUUUAUUCCUAUUUGUGGCCUACAUUGACCAAGUUCCGAUUAACUGAAAAUAUGCGAGCAAGACUUGAUCCAGUUUUUUCAGAUUAUGUGUUAGAAGUUGGAAACGGAAUGCCGCCAAACACAGUUGAUGAAACCAUAAAGAUUCCAAAUAGGAUGCUUAUUCCCUAUUAUGAUGACAGCACUUCUUUAGAUCAUUUGAUAGAAGAUGUUUUCCACAAUAUUCAUGAAUAUUCAAUGAAUAUUUCAACUAUGAUGAAUCGGGCAAUAUUAACACCGAAGAACAGUUAUGUUGACGAAAUAAGCGCAUUGUUGAUUCAUAGGCUCCCGGGUGAAAUUCAGCGAUAUUACAGUUUUGAUGAGACAAUAGAUGCAUCUGAACAAUCAGUUAUGGAAGAUUUCUUGAAUACUCUAACCCCAAACGGACUUCCGCCUCAUGAAUUAUUACUCAAGAAAAACUGUCCCAUCAUGCUACUUAGAAACAUUAAUCCUUCAGAAGGGCUAUGCAACGGAACCCGUUUGAUUUGUCGGGCUUUUGAUCAAAAUGUCAUAGAUGCAGAAAUUGCAGUUGGACACCAUAUCGGAAAAAGAGUGUUCAUUCCAAGGAUACCAUUUUUACCAAAUGUUGAUGAAAAUAGUGGUUUUCCAUUCAAACGAACUCAAUUUCCUAUAAGAUUGAGUUUCGUAAUGACUAUAAAUAAGUCACAAGGACAGACAUUAGAUUGUGUUGGGAUUUAUUUACCUCAGCCAGUUUUUUCACAUGGUCAAUUAUAUGUAGCUUUAUCGAGGGCAAAGACAUCAUCUGCAGUGAGGAUUCUAAUACGACCAGUGUCCACUGAACAACGUGAAAAGAACUGCACAAAAAAUAUUGUGUUUACAGAAUUACUUACAUUAUCAUGUUUGAAUUAA